CACAAAUGCCAUCAAACCAUCACAACCACACAGCAAUCGAGCUAGUAAUCAGGAGCUCCUGAAACUCCAGAGAGCUAAUCGCUCGUCAGCUUAGUGCGCGUGAUCCAGCGGCAGCAAUGGCAGGCAAGGCCUCGAUCGCGCUGUUCCUCGCCGUCAACCUGGUGGUGUUCUCGUUGGCCAGCGCCUGCGGCGGCCGCUGCCCGACGCCGACGCCGUCGACCCCAUCGACGCCCACCCCGACGCCGGCGGCGUUCGGUAAGUGCCCACGCGACGCGCUGAAGCUGGGCGUGUGCGCCAACGUGCUGGGCCUCAUCAAGGCCAAGGUGGGCGUGCCGCCGGCGGAGCCGUGCUGCCCGCUGCUGGAGGGGCUCGUCGACCUCGAGGCGGCGGUAUGCCUCUGCACGGCCAUCAGAGGCAACAUCCUCGGCAUCAACCUCAACCUCCCCGUCGACCUCAGCCUCAUCCUCAACUACUGCGGCAAGCGCGUGCCCACCGGCUUCAAAUGCUAAGCAUCGAUAGGCGGCGGCGCUACUGCGCAUUUGUUCCGCUGGCUAUUUUAUCUGGACUGUUUGAUUGCUACUACGUGCUAGCUUAGCUUGCAACAUUUGCGCGCAUGCAUGGAUCGAUCGACAAAUAUGCAUGCGUGCACCUGCAAAUUAAGCAUGCACACGUACCAUGGAGCUACUCGAUUUUCCGUGUUUUUAUUCGUUUCAUGUGUGGGUCCUUGUAUGAUCUGUUGAUUAUUUCUUUUGCAUUAUGAAUAAAAUAAAUUUCACACUUUGUUUGGAA
Messenger RNA from Oryza sativa Japonica Group (Japanese rice), 789 nucleotides. RefSeq names its product 14 kDa proline-rich protein DC2.15. NCBI's taxonomy places the organism in Eukaryota, Viridiplantae, Streptophyta, Magnoliopsida, Poales, Poaceae. The record is from RefSeq and is a predicted model, not a curated record.